AUGUCGUACUUAAGGCAAAUUUACUUUUCCAAUAAUCAUACUAUUAAAACUUUUAAUAAUACUAUCAUUAGAAAAUUAUUUUCUACUGAUGUAUUAAAAGAAAAUUGUAUUAAAAAAAUUUAUGUUGAUGGCAGUUGCAAACAACAUUUAAAAGAUGGUCGUGAUGCUGGAAUUGGUGUUUAUUGGGGAGAUAAUGAUUCAAGAAAUAUAUCUUUAAAAUUAUCUGGUAAUCAUACAAAUAUAGUAGCUGAACUUUUUGCAACAUUAUAUGCUUUAAGGCAAAUAAAAGAAUUAAAAAUUGAGGAUGCUUAUAUAUAUUCUGAUUCAGAAUUUGUUGUAAAAAGUAUUAAUGAAUGGUCUAAAAAGUGGGAACAAAAUGGAUGGUUAACAACAAGUAAAAAAAAAGUGGCACAUCAUGAUUUGUUACUUGAGAUACUUGAUUUGACAGAAUCCACAGGAACUAAAAUAUGUCAUGUAAAAGGACAUUCAAAGGAUUAUGGUAAUGAACAAGCACACAAAUUGGCAUAUAGUGCUUGUAAAAGUUCUUAA
This is a messenger RNA of Strongyloides ratti, 549 nucleotides long. Its product is annotated as Ribonuclease H1. Lineage: Eukaryota; Metazoa; Nematoda; Chromadorea; Rhabditida; Strongyloididae. Gene Ontology annotation, molecular function: RNA-DNA hybrid ribonuclease activity; nucleic acid binding. The record is from RefSeq and is a predicted model, not a curated record. Bases 1 to 549 code for a protein of 182 amino acids. The transcript is spliced from 2 exons. Gene Ontology annotation, biological process: DNA replication, removal of RNA primer.